This is a messenger RNA of Apodemus sylvaticus (European woodmouse), 6106 nucleotides long. It is a transcript of the gene Stxbp4, whose product is annotated as syntaxin binding protein 4. The record is from RefSeq and is a predicted model, not a curated record. Gene Ontology annotation, molecular function: syntaxin binding. NCBI's taxonomy places the organism in Eukaryota, Metazoa, Chordata, Mammalia, Rodentia, Muridae. The transcript has 17 exons. Gene Ontology annotation, cellular component: cytoplasmic vesicle. Gene Ontology annotation, biological process: insulin receptor signaling pathway; regulation of insulin secretion involved in cellular response to glucose stimulus. Bases 174 to 1856 code for a protein of 560 amino acids.
CUCCCGAGUCUCGCGGUACCCGGCUGGAGCCCUGCCGCUGCCUUGACUACCAGAUUCCACAGGUAGCCGUCGCGCUACGGAGGCCGAUUGGCCCGUAGAGGUUUGAAGAAAAAGAGAAUAUUUAGACUCUCCAAGCUCUUCCUUAACAUAGCUGUUAAAUCCAAGGCAACUGCAUGGACAGCAUGGAUAACAGUACAUCUUCUGCACAGUCACCCAGCCCACUGGAAAGAGACCCUGCCUUUCGGGUGAUUACAGUUACUAAGGAAACAGGUCUAGGUCUGAAGAUCCUUGGUGGCAUUAACAGGAAUGAAGGACCGUUGGUGUAUAUUCAUGAAGUCAUUCCUGGAGGUGACUGUUACAAGGAUGGACGUUUGAAGCCAGGAGAUCAACUUGUCUCAAUAAACAAGGAAUCUAUGAUUGGGGUAUCAUUUGAAGAAGCAAAAAGCAUAAUUACAAGAGCCAAGUUGAGGUCGGAAUCUCCUUGGGAGAUAGCAUUCAUCAGACAAAAGCCUUACUGUGGCCAUCCAGGAAAUAAUUGCUGUCCAUCCCCACAAGUGUCAGAAGACUGUGGACCUCAGACCUCAACAUUUAAUCUUCUUUCCUCUCCCCCUGAAACACUAAUUCCAAAGACUUCUUCCACUCCCAAGACUCAGGACUCCACUUUACCUUCUUGUAAAGCAAUUCAGACAAAACAUGAACACAAUAAAACAGAACAGACUCCAAUUACUUCUUUGGACAACAGCCCAACAGAUACAUCUAAUGCAGACAUUGCUCCAGCCUGGACUGAUGAUGGUUCUGGACCACAAGGAAAGAUUUCCCUAAAGCCUUCUGCUCGCCUUAAGGCAGAGAAACUGGAAAUGGCUCUCAAUUACCUCGGUAUACAGCCAACACAGGAACAACAGGAAGCCCUGAAUCAGCAAGUCCAGGCUGACUCAAAGGGGACAGUGUCUUUUGGAGAUUUCGUCCAGGUUGCCAGAAAUUUGUUUUCCUUGCAGUUGGAUGAAGUAAAUGUUGGUGUCCAUGAAGUGCCCAGCAUCUUAGACUCACAGCUUCUCCCCUGUGAUUCUCUAGAAGCAGAUGAAGUGGGAAAACUUAGACACGAAAGAAAUGCUGCUCUAGAAGAACGGAAUGUGCUUAAGGAGAAAUUACUGGAAUCAGAAAAGCACAGGAAACAAUUGCUAGAAGAACUCCAGAAUGUGAAACAGGAAGCCAAAGCUGUAGCUGAGGAAACCCGAGCUCUGCGAAGCCGGAUUCAUCUUGCUGAAGCUGCUCAGAGGCAGGCUCACGGGAUGGAAAUGGAUUAUGAAGAGGUGAUCCGCCUGCUAGAGGCUGAGGCCUCAGAACUAAAGGCUCAGCUCGCUCAUUAUUCUGACCAAAAUAAAGAAAGUGUCCACGACUUGAGAAAGAGAGUCACAGUUCUUGACUGCCAACUGCGAAAAUCAGAAAUGGCUCGGAAAACAUUUAAGGCAUCCACGGAAAGGCUCCUUCGUUUUGUAGAGGCUAUUCAAGAAGUACUUUUGGAGAAUUCUGCUCCUUUAUCAAAUUUAAGUGAAAGAAGAGCCGUGCUCGCAUCUCAGACUUCGCUUCCGCUGCUGGCAAGGAAUGGACGCAACUUCUCAGCAACCCUGCUUCUGGAAUCCAAGGAGCUUGUCAGAUCUGUCCGCGCCAUACUUGAUAUGGACUGCUUACCUUAUGGGUGGGAGGAAGCUUACACAGCAGAUGGAAUCAAGUACUUCAUCAAUCACGUGACACAGACCACAUCCUGGAUCCAUCCCAUGAUGAGUGUCCUGAACCUGCCCUGCGCGGAGGAGACUGAAGAGGACUGUCCCAGAGAGCUAACCGAUCCAAAAAGCUGAUGGGUUUCCAUGGGAAGUGGAGCUCCGGAGGCUUCCGGCUUUUCCGUCCAUGUGCACGACCAGACACAAGACACCACACCCUGAGACACAGGAAGCAAGCACACGCUAUCAGGAAGGGUGUCAAGUUGAAAGUGUGAUACUUUUGUGUACAUGUUAAAGAUCAGUUGCCACUACAGUAGUUUUUUUGGAAAUAAUCUGGUUGCAUUUAUUGAAGUCAUAUUAUAGUCAGAUUUUAUAUGCAUAUACCUUCUCAUUUAUAAUUAGAUCUUUAUAACUCAGUAUGUAUUCAUUGUUUGGUAUGAGAUACAAUGGUUUGUAUACCAGCACAUUAUAUUGAAAAGUUAUAUAAACAUAGCAAACUCCUUCUUCAGUAACUCCCAAAGGUAGGAAAGCACUAUGGGAGCUGCUUCUUUGCUAACUUCCCCUCUCUACUCACAGCUUAGGAAAAUGUUCUGAGAAAGCUAGGGGAGGGUGCCCAACACCUAUCCCAUUAGCUGCUGAUUACAAAUUUGGGCCUUUGUUUUGUUUUGUUUUGUUUUGUUUUACCAGUACCUCAUUGGACACCACUUAACUUCUAUCAUUAUAUCAUUAAGAGACUUCCACAUUUAUAAAAUGCUUUCAAACCUCAUCUUACUUAAACCAAACAACAUGGCUCCUGGGCUGAUUUACAGGGCAUUUCUACUCGUGGCUUCAGUUGGAGAAACAGUGGUUCAGAGAGACACAGCGUCCUGUCCCAGGGAUGAGACUCACACCUUCUCUUCUGAUUCCAUGUCCAGGCUCCUUUGGCCAGCUCCCUACUGUCUCCACAGAGGGAGACUACAGCCCAGCACAGCAUCUCCAUUCUGUUGUUGCAGCUGGGUCCACAGCUGUGCAUUCCACAGCACUCCAGAGGACACCUCAGAGGCCAACAUUGCCUCUUCAUAACCCCUCUCUCUUCCUUUGCAGCCCCACCCCCCACCCUUAGACAGUCAUCAAGCAGAGCACUGCUCUGUGACUUCUCAGUGGGCUUUGUCCAUGGCUUGUAUUUUCUAGACUAGAGACAGUGAUUUGCCAUGCCUGGGUGCCCACUGCCAGGAGGAGUGUCUGAGGAGAGCUGACAGGAGAAAGGUGUCUGUUUAAUGCUGCAAGAGUGCUUGUAAAAGGAUGGAGGCCAGGAGCCAGGCCAAGCAGCCCAGAAUCACUUAGGUAAGCACAGAGCUCCCAAGAACACAGUGCAGGAGUCUUCACUUAAAGCCACUUUAGAAAUAAGUCACUGAGUUCCUGCAGUGAAGCGCUCCUAUGUGAGCAUCAGACACUAGCUGCUACAUUUUCUGCGAAGUUUUACCUGGCAUAUGGAAUGUAUAUGAAGAAUACACACCAGCAUCCUGCUCACCCGUACCUCUGACUACAUUUAAGAUUUAGGUUUUAAGUUGAAUACACUUAGGAUUCACGUUUUCCAUCAGGAGGAAGGACAUAAAGUCAAAUACAAACUGACAAGGAGACUUUAACCCCAAGAAAGACAGAAUGUCUGGAGCAAAUAAAUGUCUCUCCUCACAGCUGUCUCGAUCUUAGGAUGCUUGGAGAAAGGGAUUAGGGGGAGGCAGUUCUGAGAGCAUCUGCAGAGGGAGCUGUUUCCUCGAGUCCCAGAGAAGUGAACAGUCACUCACACUUUUUAUAAGGGAGUGUCUGUGCUGUGAACCAGCACACUCCUUGUAGAUCUUCCCCCCAUGCCCCCAUUGGAGAGGGGCCUCUCUUGUUUGUAAGGGAAGCUGAGAUGGGAUCCUGGAGCAUGCAGUCUCUAGUCUGUAUGUGUUCAUGUGUGUGUGGUACUCACAACCUCUCUGCUGCUUGUACCAAGUCCCUCCCCAUUUCUACCAAAUACAUAAUCAAAAAAAGCAUAUAAAACACAUAGCACUAUUUACUGAGCACUCUUUACCAUACACUGCAAUGUACAAUGAAUGUCUUAUGGGAGGGUUUUUGGGAUAGUCUCUUCCUGUGUAUACCACCUUGGCCUUGAGUUCACUAUCCCUCUGCCUCAGCCUCCCAAGUGGUGGUAUUUCAGCAAAAGUACCUUCUUGAAGCUACCCAAAGUGAUCCCAAUUUUAUGAAGAAGCCAAGGUUUAAAGAGAAGUGAUUACUGCCCAAGGAUCCCGCUAUGCCUAAGUGUUCAUGCUGGGCCUGAAGGCAAGUCUUACACCCCAAGGCUUCUUUAAUCCAGGGGUAGAGCCUCCUGGAUUUGCUCAGCCCUGCAAGACUCCAGCUUUCAGUCAUGAGGAACCUCCUGGUUCAUCAGAAAGGAAUUCCCCAAGAGAAAAUAGCAUUCCAUCAGGUUCCUGUGCAUCUGAGUGUCCGAUGUGAAUGCAGCUAAGGAGGUUCAGCUUCUGAAUUAGCUGAGGCAGGUGAACACUCUUAGAACUACUCCUCAGUCCCAUGACCUCCAGACCCACAGAUAAAGGACAGAUGCUCAGACACUCUCAAGAAGAGGGCUCAUUGUGAGUGCUCCUGUGAUGCAGACAGAACCCUGGGUUACUUUGGGGGAAGUUGAUAUUCUUUAAGUUAUCCCCAUCAUUGUCACCAUCCACAGAAAAUGCCUCUCCACUGACCCCACUCACAUUCUGAGCUAUAGGAACCGGAUGUGGUUACAUCCCUCCCAGUGCAUGCUCCAGUGGCAUUGGACAUUAGUUGUGCUGCAAGCCUUGCUUCCUAGAGUGACAAGAGAAGGCCUGGCUGUCCUCACUCAUGUAGUCCCUUGGAAUGCUCAGUAACCACCAGCAAUGUGACCAGCACUUUGGUCACCAGGCCAAAGUAGGGCAGCAGCUAACCAUUUCUUAGGCUGUUUUAAAAAUAAUGAUCUUGAAAGUCAGAAUUUGUUACUUUUUUAACUACUAAAGUUUAAAAAUAAUUUAUUUUCCUUUCAAAAAAAAACAUCAAAGUUCUGUGGAAAUAAGUUGAGCUAGAUAAAUAGUCCCUCUAACUUUCUGGAAGCUGCCCUUACCAUCACCCAAGGGCAAGCCUGCCACCCUUAAGCAUCCCACCUUUGAGUUAGUAUGCUGUGGGCAUCGUUUCAUAACAGUAUAGGCAUUCUGUUGCUUUUUACGUGUCUGCUUAGGCCGGCACAUCCCAGAAUGCCCUUCAUCAGUUGUCCAGCAUCUCACUAAAGAAAUCUUAGAUGACUGUAAGUUAUUUCCUGUAACAGUGUCAUGGUGAGCAUUCAUGUAUUUAUUAAAACCUUUUCUUCAAGCAUCCCUGCGCUAAGAUACUGACAUCUGUAAGCCACUGUGUCAAAGUACAGUCAAAAUUUUGUCACUGAACAAAAAGCUUCUCCAUCCCUGUCUAAAAACCUGGAUGUUUUUAAUCAUUAGAUUGUAGCAUCUCUUUAGCAUCGGAGACUGGCUUGCUGUUGGGAGUGGGGGUGCGGGGGGGUGGGGGCCUGGCAGUUCCACACAUAGCAUUCCUCAUACUGCUCUCUAAUUUACAUGUAAUGAUGAUAAGGACUGCUUCAAAAUUAACAGAGAGAGCAAACUCACGCACACAGUACAAGUGCCGCCAUUUCUCCAUCUGUGGAACAGUGGUAUUCACCCUCGGGUCCACAUGAGUCAACUCAGCACACAUCACCUGAGCACCUAAUACAUGCCUGGCCAUGCAAAGUGUUAUAAUUGUGGAUCGUACAAAUUUACAGAUCAAAGAGCUCAAUGUCUUGAUAUUUCUACACACACACACACACAACUCACACACCAACAAUUGGUUUUCUGAACAGGAACAGGAUAAGUUACGGAUUUGUUUCCUAUGAACCCCUUAAAUUUGAAUAAUUAUGGAAAAUAUUGACCCCCUACCUUGGCUAGAAAAGGGGAAGAAGGAACGUGCUAGAAGAAGAGGCUUUCCAAUAACAAAUGAAAGGCAGCUGUCAAAAUAGAGUCAAACAGCACACUCAUAAACUGCUUGCGCAAUCAGAAAAUAUUAUCCUUUUUCUUGGGAGAAAUAGGACAUUUCUCUAUGGUAAGCAAAAUGUAACUUUUUGAAGGGUCAACACACUUGACAUUUUUAUGUUACUUAUACAGACAGAACUGAACAAACAUUAAUACAGCUUUCACAGUCUUGGGUAUAACAUUCAAGAUGAUGAAAAAGCACAGAAUAUGCUUGUGGAAUUUAAAGAAUUAAACGGAAUAUGCCUGCGGAACACGACUUUAGAGGUGUAAGACUCCAGAUGUUUUAGCCAUAGCUGUUCACAUGUAAUGUCAUUGUAUCAGUAAAAUGAUUUUACAAAUACUAAA